UUUGUUUUCUGUAGGUGCCAACUACUUUAUGGCAUGAAGUAGACCUGACGGACUUGAACACUCUUUAGUUACCAGGAUGUCCACGGACGGUGGCUUCGGCACGGCUGGCAACAGCGAUGCUCAGCAGAGCCUCCAGUCCUUCUGGCCACGUGUCAUGGAGGAGAUACGUAAUCUCACGGUGAAAGACUUCAGAGUUCAAGAACUGCCCCUGGCUCGGAUUAAGAAGAUAAUGAAGCUAGAUGAAGAUGUGAAGAUGAUUAGUGCUGAAGCCCCUGUGUUGUUUGCCAAGGCAGCUCAGAUCUUCAUAACGGAAUUGACGUUGCGAGCGUGGAUACACACUGAAGAUAACAAGCGCAGGACUCUGCAGCGCAAUGACAUUGCCAUGGCAAUUACAAAGUUUGAUCAGUUUGACUUUCUCAUUGAUAUCGUUCCGAGAGAUGAACUGAAGCCUCCAAAGCGCCAGGAGGAGGUGCGUCAGGCUGUGACCCCAGCUGAACCUGUCCAGUAUUAUUUCACUCUUGCUCAGCAGCCUGCUGCAGUGCAGGUUCAGGGACAACAGCAAGGACAACAGACCACCACGUCUACAACCACCAUCCAGCCGGGGCAAAUCAUCAUUGCGCAGCCCCAGCAGGGGCAGACCACCCCGGUGACGAUGCAGGUCGGAGAGGGCCAGCAGGUGCAGAUCGUGCAGGCGCAGCCGCAAGGACAGACGCAGCAGGCGCAGAGCGGAACUGGGCAGACCAUGCAAGUCAUGCAGCAGAUCAUCACCAAUACAGGAGAAAUCCAACAAAUACCGGUUCAGUUGAAUGCUGGCCAGCUGCAGUAUAUCCGCUUAGCCCAACCCGUGUCAGGCACCCAGGUAGUCCAGGGGCAGAUCCAGACGCUUGCAACCAAUGCACAGCAGAUAACACAAACAGAAGUCCAGCAAGGACAGCAGCAGUUCAGCCAGUUCACAGAUGGACAGCAACUCUACCAGAUCCAGCAAGUGACCAUGCCUGCAGGCCAGGACAUUACCCAGCCCAUGUUCAUCCAGUCCACCAACCAGACCUCAGACGGCCAAGCCACGCAGGUGACGGGGGACUGAGCGGCGCCGCCGGAGCCCGUGUCCGCGGCGCGUGGAAAGGAACGUGCCGCAGCAGCCUGACGUUGGCCACGGCUCCCGUACCUCCACCUCUGCGUAUCUGUACUUGAUACUAAGCCUAUAGUAGGCUGUGCUCCGUGGCGCGCUCCAUGCCUUCCUCUGGUGGGUAUUGAGAGAAUAUCCGGCAGAAACUGACAAGGAUGCAAUAUUUGUAUUUUAUUUUUUAGAAAUCACUAUUUCAGCUGCUUGCCCAACCUCGUAAAACUGAAGCGAAUGAAGCAAAAGGAAUUUAUAGCGUCCCAUUGAACAAUGUGUAAACUGUUUUUUUAUCUAGUAAGGGUAUUAAAGGGUACUGCAUCUGGUUUGUCCUAAGAGCUUUAUUCCUGGUAUUCUGUUUGUACUCUUAUUUGAAUAGAUCUAGAUCAAGUCCUCCCAUCCCGGUGGUUCAUUAGGGGUGCAGGGGAGAGUGUGUGUAUGUUAGAUGUUCCUCUCCUGCCUCCUUUCUUGGAAAGCAUUGGAUAUAUUCAGCUGAGGGGCAGGGAGGAGAGAAGGAAUAAUUAAAACAAAAACAAAAAACAUUCCUUAUUACAAUUGUAUUUUCAAAGGGGCAAAAGUUUUUUUUUUUGUUUUUGUUUUGUUUUAAUUUGGCCUGGUCUAUUCCAGAAACACCAAAGGAAGUCUGGACAAGCCCCAGCCCUGUUGUUAACCGUUGUACUAGCUUCA
Nothoprocta perdicaria is the source of this 1804-nucleotide messenger RNA. It is a transcript of the gene NFYC, whose product is annotated as nuclear transcription factor Y subunit gamma. The record is from RefSeq and is a predicted model, not a curated record. The transcript has 10 exons. Gene Ontology annotation, cellular component: CCAAT-binding factor complex; nucleus. Gene Ontology annotation, molecular function: DNA binding; protein heterodimerization activity; DNA-binding transcription activator activity, RNA polymerase II-specific. Gene Ontology annotation, biological process: regulation of DNA-templated transcription. Lineage: Eukaryota; Metazoa; Chordata; Aves; Tinamiformes; Tinamidae. The coding region runs from base 77 to 1084 and encodes 335 amino acids.